AUGGCUCCAUUCACUCUCAAAUGGGGAAUCCUGGCCACGGGUGGCAUCGCUGAGAACUUCACCCAGGAUCUCCUCACCAACCCCGCAGCCCGAGAAGUCGAUGAUGUGUGCCACGAAAUCGUUGCGGUCGCCUCUUCCACUUCCAGCCAGCGGGCGGCAGACUUCAUCAAGAAGAUUGAUGGGCCUGCCUCAGCCAAGUCUUACGGCUCCUAUGCCGAGCUCGUCGCUGACCCCAACGUCGACAUCAUCUACGUCGCUACUCCCCACAGCCACCACUUCCAGAACGCCAUGUUGGCCAUCCAGGCUGGCAAGAAUGUCCUCUGCGAGAAGGCUCUCACCGUGACGGCGUCCCAGACCAAGAAGUUGAUCGAGGCUGCCCGAGAGAAGAACGUCUUCUUUAUGGAGGCCGUUUGGACCCGAUUCUUCCCUCUCAGCAUCAAGAUUCGAGAGAUGAUCCAGUCCGGCGUCAUUGGCCCCGUCUACCGGGUAACUGCCGAUCUCUCCUUCGGAAAUGACCUCCCCAAUGGCAGGAUUGACUUUCCUGAUUCCCACCGUAUGGUUAACCCCGAUCUCGCUGGUGGCGCCCUGCUCGACCUGGGCAUCUACUCUUUGACCUGGGUAUUCCAGACGCUCUACCACCUGAAGGCCGAGGAAGACAAGGAGGUCCCCAACGUGGUGUCUGCCAUUAACAAAUAUGACACUGGCACGGAUGAGAUGACCACCAUUAUCUGCCAAUUCCCCAAGAGCAAGGCCAUGGGUAUCGCCAUGACCAGCUUGCGCGUCGGCACCGACCUGGACGGGCUCUACACUGGCGGACCUGCUAUUCGCAUCCAGGGCGCUGGUGGCGAGAUCCAAGUGAAGGGUCCCGCGUACCGGCCUACCGAGUACUCUGUGAUUAAGAAGGACGGUAAAGGCCAGGUCGAGUUGGUUGAGUGCCCGAUCCCCCAGGACCCCAAGCGUAACAACUGGGGCCACGGCAUGUUCUGGGAAGCCGAUGAGUGCGCACGAUGCAUCCGCGAUGGAAAGAAGGAAAGCAGCACCAUGCCGUGGUCGGAGAGCAUCGUGAUCCUCGAGACUAUGGAGUCAGCGCUCACGCAGGGUGGUGUGCAGUACCCGGACCUGAUUACGUCGGACGUUUUCGAUGCCAACAGCCCGCUCAACACUGGCAAGCGAUAA
Ilyonectria robusta is the source of this 1176-nucleotide messenger RNA. RefSeq lists its product as uncharacterized. Bases 1 to 1176 code for a protein of 391 amino acids. The record is from RefSeq and is a predicted model, not a curated record. The transcript is spliced from 3 exons. Gene Ontology annotation, molecular function: nucleotide binding. Lineage: Eukaryota; Fungi; Ascomycota; Sordariomycetes; Hypocreales; Nectriaceae.